CUCUUUUUCCAAAGCAAGGAUGACUCUAGUAAGGAUCCGGAGGAGCUUCCGGCAGGUAUCGCCUCAAGUGGUGCUCUUCUUGCUCUUUGCCUUCUGCCUGCUCAGUGUUUUUGUCUCCGCAUAUUAUUUAUAUGGGUGGAAGAGGGGACUGGAACCCUCUGGAGAUAUCCCGAGCCCAGACUGUGAUGAACCGAAGAUUGCUCCUUCACGCCUGCUACCAAUAAAACCCAUCAAAGUGGUAGAUUCUUCUCGGACUGACCCCUUGGUCCUUGUGUUCGUGGAAAGCCUUUACUCUCAACUGGGACAGGAGAUUGUGGCCAUCUUGGAAUCUAGUCGUUUCAAAUAUCUGACAGAGAUCGCUCCGGGGAAGGGAGACAUGCCUACAUUGACUGACAAGGACCGAGGGCGCUUUGCACUUAUCAUCUAUGAGAACAUCCUGAAGUAUGUGAACCUGGAUGCCUGGAAUCGCGAGCUCUUGGACAAGUACUGUGUAGAGUACGGUGUAGGCAUCAUUGGCUUUUUCAAGGCAAACGAGAACAGCCUACUGAGUGCUCAGCUGAAAGGUUUCCCCCUUUUUCUCCACUCCAACCUUGCCCUGAAGGACUGCAGCAUCAAUCCCAAAUCACCACUGCUGUACAUCACGCGGCCCAGCGAGGUAGAGAAGGGACUUCUUCCAGGGGAGGACUGGACAGUCUUCCAGUCAAACCAUUCCACGUAUGAACCAGUCCUCCUCGCUAAAACCAAGUCAGCUGAAUCCAUCCCACACAUGAGUAUUGACGCUGCACUGCAUACCACCGUCGUACAAGACUUGGGACUCCAUGAUGGCAUCCAGAGAGUCCUUUUUGGCAACAAUCUCAACUUUUGGCUACACAAACUGGUCUUUGUGGACGCUGUUUCAUUCCUGACCAGCAAGAGGCUUUCACUUCCCCUUGACCGUUACAUCUUGGUAGACAUUGAUGAUAUCUUUGUUGGCAAAGAAGGCACACGAAUGAAGGUGGAUGAUGUGAAGGCUUUGUUUGACACUCAGAAUGAACUACGUACCCACAUCCCAAAUUUCACCUUCAAUCUGGGCUACUCAGGGAAAUUUUUCCACACAGGUACAGAUGCAGAGGACGAGGGAGAUGACCUUCUGCUUUCUUACGUGAAGGAGUUUUGGUGGUUCCCCCAUAUGUGGAGUCACAUGCAACCUCACCUUUUUCACAAUCAAUCUGUGUUGGCAGACCAAAUGGCCAUGAACAAGAAAUUUGCCGUGGAACAUGGCAUCCCCACAGAUAUGGGAUACGCAGUGGCCCCCCAUCAUUCAGGGGUGUACCCAGUCCAUGUGCAACUCUAUGAGGCCUGGAAACAGGUGUGGGGGAUCAAAGUAACAAGCACCGAAGAAUAUCCUCAUCUCAAACCAGCCCGCUACCGAAGAGGAUUUAUUCACAGUGGAAUCAUGGUUCUCCCACGGCAAACUUGUGGAUUAUUUACACAUACCAUAUUCUAUAAUGAAUACCCAGGUGGCUCGAGUGAAUUGGAUAAAAUCAUCAAUGGAGGCGAGCUUUUUCUGACUGUUCUCCUUAAUCCCAUCAGUAUCUUUAUGACCCACCUCUCCAAUUAUGGAAAUGACCGCCUGGGUUUGUAUACCUUUAGGCAUUUGGUCCGAUUUCUGAACUCCUGGACUAACUUGAAGUUACAGACGUUGCCACCUGUGCAGCUGGCACAGAAGUAUUUCCAGAUAUUCUCUGAAGAAAAAGACCCCCUUUGGCAGGAUCCUUGUGAGGACAAGCGCCACAAGGAUAUUUGGUCCAAAGAGAAGACCUGCGACCGGUUCCCCAAGCUGCUAAUUAUUGGUCCUCAGAAGACAGGUACCACUGCCCUCUAUCUCUUCCUGGGGAUGCACGCUGACUUGAGCAGUAACUAUCCCAGCUCGGAGACCUUUGAAGAGAUCCAGUUCUUCAAUGGACAUAAUUAUCACAAGGGCAUUGACUGGUAUAUGGAGUUUUUCCCCAUUCCUUCCAACACUACAUCUGAUUUCUAUUUUGAGAAGAGUGCCAAUUACUUUGAUUCAGAAGUCACACCAAGGCGGGCUGCUGCACUGCUUUCCAAGGCAAAAAUAAUCACCAUCCUCAUCAAUCCUGCAGAUCGGGCCUACUCUUGGUAUCAGCAUCAACGGGCACAUGAUGAUACAGUUGCUCUGAAGUACACCUUUCACGAGGUAAUUACAGCUGGACCUGAGGCCUCUCAGAAGCUUCGGACCUUACAGAACCGUUGCCUAGUACCAGGCUGGUAUGCUACCCAUAUUGAACGCUGGUUGAAUAAUUUCCAUGCCAAUCAGAAAAUGCAUAUGUUUUCUGGAAUGUUGGAAUUCACUUAUUUUGCUCUGAAAAGUUUACAGAGGUUCCCUGAGAAUUGGAUGAAACACUUAGUUCCUUCCAAUGGUAAUAUUGUUAUCCUGUUUGAUCUCAAAAAAGGAUUUUGGUGCCAACUAUUAGAGGGAGGGAAGACCAAGUGCUUGGGGAAAAGCAAAGGAAGAAAAUACCCAGAGAUGGAUUUAGAUUCCAGAGCAUUCUUGAGAGAUUAUUAUAGGGACCACAACAUAGAGUUAUCCAAGCUACUGUAUAAAAUUGGCCAGACACUGCCAACUUGGCUGCGGGAAGAACUCCAGAACACUAGAUAGCCACUUCUUAUCUCUUGUAUUAAGCAAUAGUAGAAUGGAUCCAUGGGGAGGAUCUCAAACCUCUACUCCAAGCCAACAGGACGUGAUAAGAUGUGAGAUAUUUUACAGAGAAGAAGCAUUUUGAGCAAUAUCCGUUCAAGAUGUUUGAGGAAAAGUGGGAAAUUGUCCAUAUGAUUGAACCUGGAAGCUUGGAAGAAAGCAACCAUCUGAAGAACUACUGGAAUUGAUGUACAAGCAGUGGCUCAGGGCCAAGCCAGGACUAUUACAUCUGUUUCUGUCAGAUUGCUCGAGACCCCAGCUUUACUAAAAGUAUUGAGGUGUGCCUCCUUGGCUAUAAUGCCAGUUUUUGGUGAAGAAGAUUCAUAAAGAUCUGAGAUUUCCUCACCCGUUAUUUCCAAUAUCUGGAAUGGUAUUAAAACAAAAUGACUCCUUCUCUUUGGAUAGAUGACACGAGUGGAUCAAGAAUUCACCAGGGAUCAAGAAUAAUAGUCCUGCACAUGUAUGGGUUUGCAAAAGAACAUGAUUGAUAAUAUGACCAUGGAGCCAGAGGGAGGCCAUGCUCCAAGCAUGGACCUAAUUAUGCAAUUUGGGCUCAGACUGAGAUAGGACUGAGAUAGUGUUCUGGAACAGAGAUCUUGGUUAAAGCAGAUGCUCGGUUUUUAUAUGGAAGACUUCGGAAGACUUUGGUAUUGGCAAUAUUUAGAUUAUCCCAGAUCGAUUUUUUUCUGUCUUCUUAUUUACAAAUAUAUUGGGAAAGGGGUGGAAUGAUCAAGAGUGAGCAACAUAGUCAUCUGACAAUGUUGGCAAGAUAAUUUGCUCCAAAGAGAUAUUUUAAUUUGUGUCCUUCUUAUAGCCCUGUCUCUGGUUUCAACAUACAAUUAUGUGAGAUGUGAUUUAAGAUUCAGUAACUGAAUCCAAUAUUUUUUUUUAUUUCUGGUGCACAUGUCCUGCCUGUUUGAAAAAGGAUGACAUUCUAGCAUAAUGUGUAAACUUUGCUCUAAUGGUCAUCCUAAAUACAACUUAAGAGAAUUGAUCUUCAUGAGUAUUGAAUGAACAGUAUUUUAGUAGUUUUCUUUUUGAACAUUUUGGAGUGGGAUAGGGAAUACAUAUUAGAGUUGGUAUUCCCAAGUAUUAGGUUCUUAUUUUCCCACCCUUUUGCUAUUGUAGAGGAUAGAGAAAAAUGCCCCAUGGGUUUGGUUGAUUUGUCAUCACAAUGUCUGUUUCUGUUAGAAUCAUUUUAGGAUAAUCCUGUGGCUGUCCAUUAUUUCAAUUAUUUCCUCCUGUCCAAUGUGUCUUAUUGAGCUGUGACUGAGACUUUCCAAUAACCCAUUUAUUCUAGUUUACUAAAUUCCUUUGUGUGUAUAUGUGUAUGUAUGGAAUUUAUAAAUAUGCUGCUAAUAGUAUUGUGUAUUCAUGCAUGCACACACACAUAUACACACUUGGCCAUUGCUGUCUGUGUUUCGAGCUAUAUUAACAAGGUAAAUAGAACCCAUUUCCCCCGAUUUGGCUUAUUCUGUCCUGUCCUGCUACAUAUUGGAUGUGUCAUAGGAAAGACAUGUUAAACUUGCAAUCCAGAGCGGGCUGGAAAAACAAAGGUCACGACAAGAGUCAAAGACUUUUGAAAAGCCGUUUUAAUUCCUCAGUGGAGGAAUUAAAGGCACUGGAGUAUCGACUGGUCUGACUACUGCUCGAUUCAAAGUUGGAGAGUUGUUACGAUAUUUUAAAAAAAAUGUUAGUAUUGCUAAUGGAAACAUUUACUAUAAAUUCAACAGUAGGUUAUCAAAAAGAUUUUCAAGCUUUUUCCAUCUGGAGGUAGGUAUCUGCCCCCUUCUCCCAAAUAUCUUCCUGUUUUGCUUAAAUGUUUCUAAUUAUUGGAAGUGAUUUGCUCAACCAGUCAUCUUGUUUUGGUUUUCAUUAAAGCUGUAAUCAUACUAGCACCAGUUCCAUGAAUGAACAUUUGGACAAAAGGCAAGAAGCAAAAAAAAAGGUUUCUUCUUAACUUAGAUCUUAGACUGCCUAUAAUUGCUGGCAAAACAGUCUAGCUAUAGCUUCCAACACAUUUGUUUCCAUUGAUCCUGUGUGUGAGCACCAUCUAGUGGAUCAUGAAAUCAUCAUAGACUCUAGAGUAAAAUUUGAGUAAAAUGGAGUAAAAGCUGCAGAGAGCUUUAGGCCAUUGAGUGUAUAGCUAGUUAGUGCAGCGAUCUAAACUGGAACCUGUCCAGUAGCUGACUGCCAUGCCUCACCUCUACUUGAAGAUAACCAGUAAAAUGAUUUUUUCCACUGAAAUUCAAAUUCCUCUGAAUAUUAGGAGGAAGUUGUUUUCCCCUCUAAUAAUCAGACCUUGCCUUUCGGUACCUUAAUCCAUUCUUUUGCAUCCUGCAGUCUUGCAUUGUAGACAACACGUCUCUGCGUGACAUGUUUUCAGAUUUAGAAGGACUAAAUCUUAAAAUCUUAAUCUAAAUCCCCCUAGAUCUUAAUACCAUGAAUUCUUUCAAUCCCUCUUUAUAGUUCUUACCAUUGUUCUUCUCUGAGUUGAUUACUCCUUUUCAUCUUCAUUAUGUUUCUUGUCCCCGUUUGUUUAGGCAGCUAUGCCAGUAAUGAAUGUACGUUUGAGACAGAAGCCUGCGUAAGACCAAAUGUGGGAAGAUGACUUUAUCUUGUGAACGCUCUUAAUACAGUAUUUUACGUGCAGCCUUCUGUAUGAAAAGAUUUGCUGUACUUAAAAGCAAAGAGUGCUGAAAAGUUAAGAGUCCCAAGCUUCCCAGUACCCCUAAUUAGGUGGACAUUUAUCUUUUAAGGUAGAAUAAAUAUGGUUGGGGGUGGGCAGGAGGCAGAGUUGCAUCUAUUGGCAAAACUAGCUUGCCCUCCUGCUGCGAAUCAUCCAGCGGUCUUGGCUGGCUGGGGGAAUUCUGGGAGUUGGAAGUCCACGCAUUUUAAACACCGCCACGUUUGAAAAACACGGAUGUCAAAGAAGGCUAUUGGCAGAAAAGAUGCAGUGACAAGACUUGGAAUGACAAGACUUUAGCAUCUGAUAUCUGCAGCCUUAUGAAAUAAGACACAGUGUCCUUUCCAAACCAUUGUAAAACAGGCGCAGCA
This is a messenger RNA of Pseudonaja textilis, 5755 nucleotides long. The record is from RefSeq and is a predicted model, not a curated record. NCBI's taxonomy places the organism in Eukaryota, Metazoa, Chordata, Lepidosauria, Squamata, Elapidae.